This is a messenger RNA of Verticillium alfalfae VaMs.102, 723 nucleotides long. Its product is annotated as phosphatidylinositol:UDP-GlcNAc transferase PIG-C. Gene Ontology annotation, cellular component: glycosylphosphatidylinositol-N-acetylglucosaminyltransferase (GPI-GnT) complex; membrane. Lineage: Eukaryota; Fungi; Ascomycota; Sordariomycetes; Glomerellales; Plectosphaerellaceae. The transcript has a single exon. Gene Ontology annotation, biological process: GPI anchor biosynthetic process. Bases 1 to 723 code for a protein of 240 amino acids. The record is from RefSeq and is a predicted model, not a curated record.
AUGGCUGUCGUGUCUUGGAGCAGCAUCGCCUCCUUCGUCGGCUGGCGCCUGUGGGAGCAGUGGGACGCCGACGAGGCUGAUGCCGCCAUUGACCUGACCCCCGGCUCUUCCACCGGCCUGGCUGCCAGCCGCCCUGGUGCCAUCGGGCGCCGUGGUGGGAGCAUGCGCCAUCGGCCCUCCUUGCCGCCACCGGCCCCUUCACUGCCGGCUUCGACGCGGCCCUCGUCCGCCAUUCCUUCGGCCACCAGUUCCGUGACCAACCUGUCUGCCCAGAGUUACGCGCGUAAUUCCUACUCCGCCUCGGCCACCUCCCUCCACUCAGCCACCUCGACAUCAGUCCCUUCAUCGUACAAGCCGAUGCAGGAGCACACAUCGACAGUGUCAUCGUCAUCAUCACCACCACCACCACCGCUGCAAGAAGAUGAUCAGACGACGAAUGUCAUGCACCAACGCAUCGGCACCCUCAAGUCCGCCAUCCUCAUCUCCAGCACACUCCUCGGCCUCUCUCCCAUCCUCAUGUCCCUGACCCUCUCCACAACCUGCGACUCGAUCUACGCCAUGUCCUUCUGGCUCCUCGCUGUCAACAUAUUCUCCUUCGACUACUCGACCGCCCCCUCGGCCUCCUCAGCACGCACCCCCGCCUCCCUCUCCACGAACGCCGCCCUCAUGGCCUCCACCGUCCUCGCCUCCCGCCUCCCCUCCUCCCCCAGGUCUUCUCCCUGA